AUGGCGUCGAUACCCGUUGUGGUGAAGCACCAGGGCAAGAAGUACGAUGUCGAGGUUGAUCCCGAGUCGACCGGCGAGACCUUCAAGUUUCAGCUCUACAGCUUGACCGGCGUCGAGCCAGAGCGCCAGAAGGUGCUCAUGAAGGGCGGGCCCUUGAAGGACGAUGCAGACAUGGGCAAGUUUGGCCUGAAGCCCGGCCAGGCCAUCAUGAUGAUGGGCACACCUGGUGACAGCGGCGCUGUCCUGGAGCGUCCCAAGGAUGCCGUCAAGUUUGUCGAAGAUAUGACCGAGGCCGAGGCCGCCCGGCUGGAGGGCGCCACCCCGGCCGGCCUUCAGAACCUGGGCAACACUUGCUACAUGAACUCGACACUGCAGACCCUCAGGGCCAUCCCCGAGCUGCAGAACGCCCUGACCAAGUACGAGCCGGCCCCCGCAAACUCCAUCACCGGCACGCUGCCCCAGCUCGACCUGACCAGACAGCUGCGCGAUCUCUGGAAAUACAUGUCCGAAACCCAAGAGCCCGUCGUCCCCCACGCCUUUCUGAGCGCCCUUCGCACCGCAUACCCCCAGUUCGCCGAACGCUCACGAAGCGGUCCCGGCUUUGCUCAACAAGACGCCGAGGAGGCUUGGUCGCAGAUCAUCAGCCAGAUUCGACAGAAGGUCAAGACGCAGGACUCUCCCGAGGCUGCCGAGGCUUCUUUCAUCGACCGCUACAUGGGGGGAGAGUUCUCGAGCGUCUUGGAGUGUGAUGAUCCCGCUGCCAAGGAGGCCGGAGAACAGCCAGUGAGCACCAAGGACGCUUUCCUGAAGCUGAACUGCCACAUCGACACCUCUACAAACCACCUGACCGACGGCAUUAAGAAUGGCCUAGUUGAGAAGAUUGAGAAGAAGUCAGAUGCUCUUGGCAGAGAAUCUACUUACACCAGAACCUCCCGCAUCUCGCGGUUACCCAAGUAUCUGACCGUCCACUUCGUUCGUUUCUUCUGGAAAAGGGACACCCAGAAGAAGGCCAAGAUCAUGCGCAAGGUUACCUUCCCUCACGAGUUGGACGUUGUCGAGUUUUGUGAUGACAACCUGAAGAAGAUGCUCGUUCCGGUUCGGGACAAGGUUCGCGAGAUCCGCAAAGACGAGGAGGACAUUGAGCGUGCCCGUAAGCGCCGCAAGCGCAACAACGAAGGAGGCGACUUGGGCGACAUUCCCGGCGGCAUGGGUGCCAAAUUGGACAAGAAGGAUGCCGAGCCGGACAAGAAGGACAAGAAGACGACUGCCGACGGCGAUGUUGAGAUGACUGAGACCUUCAAGACGGACGCCGAGAUCGACGCCGAGAAGGAUGCUGCGCUUCUCGCUGCAAAGAAGGAGCUCAACGGGCUCAUCGACCCGGGCUUGGCGAAGGAUGACGGUGCCAACCAGUCAGGUCUGUAUGAGCUGCGCGGUGUUGUCACGCACCAGGGCGCCAGUGCAGACAGCGGUCACUACACUGCAUACGUCAAGAAGCAGGCCCCCAUAGACCCCAAGACCGGGAAGAAGAAGGAUGAGGACGACAAGUGGUGGUGGUUCAACGAUGACAAGGUCUCAGAGGUCACUGCCGACAAGAUUGAGGCCCUGGCUGGCGGUGGUGAGUCCCAUUCGGCUCUGAUCCUGCUCUACAAGGCCAUCCCGCUGCCGUCGGCCGAGGGCGUCGUUGAGUAA
Molecule: messenger RNA, 1689 nt
Organism: Neoarthrinium moseri
Lineage: Eukaryota; Fungi; Ascomycota; Sordariomycetes; Amphisphaeriales; Apiosporaceae
Exons: 2
Coding region: 1-1689 (562 amino acids)
Biological process (GO): proteasome-mediated ubiquitin-dependent protein catabolic process; protein deubiquitination; regulation of proteasomal protein catabolic process
Molecular function (GO): cysteine-type deubiquitinase activity; proteasome binding; protein binding
Source: RefSeq, a predicted model, not a curated record